UACUAGUGUUGGCUGAAAGUCAUCUGCAUCGGUGUCAUUUUUUUUUUCUACUGAGUCGAAGGGACAAAAGUUUUGUGAUGUCCCGAGUACUGAUAGUCGGUGCAGGGCUCACAGGCAGCCUGUGUGCUUGCCUACUGCGAAGAGGAAUGCCCAGUAAUACACAUAUUGUAGUGUGGGAUAAAGCCAGAGGCGCAGGAGGAAGAAUGGCAACAAGCAGAAGCCCUAAGGACCCCACGUGUACUGCUGACCUGGGAGCACAGUUCAUAACUGCAACACCAUACUAUUCUCAGAAGCAUCAAAGCUUUUAUGAAGAACUGUUAGCGCACAGCAUUUUAAAACCACUGACUACCCCAGUGGAAGGAAUGGUGAUAGAAGAGGACGGGAUUCGCAACUUCAUAACCCCACGGGGAAUCUCUUCUAUUGUCAAGCAUUACCUCGGAGAGUCAGGGGCAGAGGUGUUCUUCAACUACCACGUGACCAAUAUCUACCUCAAAGAUGAGAAAUGGGAAGUCUGCAGGAAGUCGGGGGCUCCAGAGCAGUUUGAUGCAGUUGUCCUUACCAUGCCCGUCCCACAAAUCCUCCAGCUUCAAGGGGACCUGAACAAGUUAAUUGACAGGACUCAGAGGCAGAAGCUGGAAGCUGUGAGCUACUCCUCUCGCUACGCUCUGGGACUUUUCUAUGAAGCUGGGACAGAGAUUGAUGGCCCGUGGGCAGCAAAGUACAUCACUAAUAAUCCCUGCAUACGCUUCAUCUCCAUCGAUAAUAAAAAGCGCAAUUUAGAGUCCGCUGAUACAGGUCCUGCAGUGGUCGUCCACACCAGCAUUCCUUUUGGACUAGAACACUUGGAGGAGGGUAAAGAAAAAGUGGAACUCUUAAUACUGGAGGAGUUGGCACGUGUUCUGCCUGGGCUGCCCAAGCCUGUGAGCACUAAAUGCCAAAAAUGGAGAUAUUCACAGGUGACCCAAGCUGUGUCAGAGAGCCCAGGGCAGAUGACUAUUCAUGCCAGACCCCUGCUGGUCUGUGGUGGAGAUGGGUUCACACACUCCAACUUUGAUGGCUGUACAGACUCUGCUUUGAAAAUCCUGGAUGUUUUUAAAUCAAAUCUCUGUUUUUUAACUACUUUGAGAGACAAACAGGAAUGACUGCCUGAUGUCUUCAGUUCAAAGUGAUCACAUUUUCUAUUUUAAAUCUAAUAAAAACAGUAAACCUGA
Polyodon spathula (Mississippi paddlefish) is the source of this 1211-nucleotide messenger RNA. RefSeq names its product renalase-like. Gene Ontology annotation, molecular function: oxidoreductase activity, acting on NAD(P)H. NCBI's taxonomy places the organism in Eukaryota, Metazoa, Chordata, Actinopteri, Acipenseriformes, Polyodontidae. The record is from RefSeq and is a predicted model, not a curated record. The transcript is spliced from 7 exons. The coding region runs from base 78 to 1142 and encodes 354 amino acids. Gene Ontology annotation, cellular component: extracellular region.